GAUGUGUAUUCCUGGAGUGAAAUAGCCUAUCAGCAGGAUGUGCAUUGGAAUGAAGACAUAUGCCAACCACAUUCAGCAGAGAUUGAUGCAUCAAGCUUUGACCAGUGCCUGGCAGCUGCUGUUGAACCAGUCAGUGACCAGAAUGUCCAGGCCAGCAAGCAGCCUCUGUACUCGGAAAUAGUCCGUUUGCCAGCAGCUGAAGUUCCAGAUGUUACCUCAGUGCAGCAUAAUGUGAAGUUACCAAGGCGCAAUGUAUUGAAGGUUGAUGAAUGUGCUAGAUCAGCCAGACCAUGUGACCACAGAUCAAACAAACAUCGAAGGGCAAGGCGAAGAAAAUUUAUGCAACACAGACAGCUGAAAGUUCAAAGAUCUGAGCAGUAUAAAGAUCACGUUGAAAUUCCGUUGACAUCUGAUGUAACAGUAAAGGUGAAGGCAGACAAUGUACAUAGCAUCUGGAUGUGCCCGAAUGAAGACGCCAUUACCACAAAGAAGCGCCUACCUGUCUGCUCUACAAUGACUGGAGUUAAGAAGAUAAACAAACAGACAUGGUUUGACUGCCCCCUUUGCCCAGUAAAGUGUUCUAGAGAAGAUUUCCUACUGGACCAUUUCUGUCGACGCCAUGUACCUGGAGGGACCAAAUACAAGAAGAACACUGACAAUUCUUUCUGUCAUCGGAAAUCAACGAAGAGCAGCAGAAGUCAGCCAAACUCGAAGAGCACCAUUUCAACAUCCAGCCUGAACCCUGUAGAAAAAACUUCACCUCCCCAUCAAGAUGAAUUGGAUAUCGCAGAUCACGCCGAUUUCUCCAAAUUAAAAUUACUUUUAUCAAAUGAUGUUGAGCAAAAUCCUGGACCCACCUAUCACUGUGAAUGGAAUAAUUGUGGAUUCAUCGGGCUAACAACAACUAGAAUGGGACAACACCUGCGACAACAUGGACGAGAAGAGGAAUGCAAAUGGGCGCAAUGCAAUGGAUUUCAGCGAACGAGCUACGAAGACCUGGAGUUACACAUUAUACACGACCACUUCUUUGAUGACAGAAUCACCUUUCCUUCCCUAGAUGAUUGGCUGGAAUAUCUCCCAGAAAAAAGAAUCGACCCAGAAACCACUGAUUUACGCUUCUGUCCAAAACACCUGAGAAGCAAGCUGAAGUUGUUACUGUUUGAUGAGGACUACCUGGACAUGCCGACAAACAAAUCCUACACAAUGAGCGACCACCUGUGUACACUGGAUUUUGAAAUAUCAAUUUUGCCCUUUUCUUCAACCUCAACUGCCAAGUUUAUGGAUGCUUGUACUGCAGGAAAGGAAGACCGUCUUCAAGCUUUGCUUUUAGAUUUUAGGCACUCAAAAUUGGAACAGGUUCCUCGAAACUCGAGGGAAAUAUUUCAGCAGCAAUAUGAAGGAGAAGAAACCCUUUUAAGUCAGUCAAAGGCAUUAAAUUGUUUACCAGGUGACGUCAAAAGAAAAACCGAACUAUUCAAAGGUGAUCCAAAAUUUGCAUCCAACUUCAUAAACAAGAAAAAACCUGGACUCAGAACGUCACUUAGAUAUCUUACUUUCAGUCUCUUUCUGCAGAAUGAAAUUAAUACAAUUUUCACUAAGUAUAGAACAUAUUCCCCAGAUUUAAAUGCGGUUCAAUGUGAGGUUUUAGAAAUUCCUGCACUAGAGAGGCCAUCUAAGAAGAGGAAAAGCACAGCCUCUGUGAAGGUGACAAAAGAUGUGGAGCCAUUGAGUGUUAUGCAGGAAUCAAAAAAAUCUAUGUAUGAACAAUUUUCUAUUGAUUUAAUAGAGGAUGGAAAGAUAUAUAUUCAGGUAGCUGAGGAAGACACCAUGAUAUGUUGUAUGAAUGAUUUUAAUGAUUCUGGUUCUUUAAGAAAAGAAGUGUAUGUUUAUACCACUUGGCUAAAGCAAGAAUCUGGAGACUACUUCCAUUGUACCUGCAGUAUAUAUAGAACUUUAUUUGAUAUAGCUCAUAGCCAAACUCUAAAUUAUUCAAACAAGAAUAGCUGCAUGCACUGUAUAUUCCUUAAGUGUAUUGUUCUUCCAAAUCUACAGAUAGAUGAAAGGGCUACAGAAACCAAAACCCGUAAAUUUGUUCAGGAGGGAAAGCAGUGUGCUGGCAAGGAUUUGAUUGAAUUAAGUGACUUUAAAGGUACACGUAAAUUUUCAGUUUUGGCAGAAGGAGAGACUAAACCUGUUUUUUUAUCACUGAGUCACAACAAGGCCAAAGCAAAUUAUACUGUGACCUGAAUGUUAUUGUGGCUGGAGAUCUUGGAAACGAUCGUUUCACGCUGCUGACAAUUUUUUGCCUAAACUGUGGUGAUAUAGGUUUGCAGAGUUCAUUUAUGAUGUCAUUUAUAUGCACUACUUUUAAGCGUCUUUUCUUUUGUCUAUUAAGAUUUAUGUUUGAUUUCUUCUUUCGUUUCAUCUUUAAUUUCCUGAAAAUAUAAAUUAUAUAUCUGUACACCCUUUUAUUUAAUUAAAUAAUUAACAAAUUAUUUUUUGUGAAAAAAAAGGAGUGGUAAUUUGGGUAAAUACAGUGUGCCAUAGAUCUUCCAGAUUUGAAAUGAACCUAGGUUCUAAAAAUGUACAGAAUGAACCAGAAAGCAUUUUCGUAAAUGAGCCGAUUUUACACCAAAAUUGGCUGUCUGCAUUCGGAAAACAAUAGCAAUACUGUUAUUGUCCAAAACAAACCAUCGGGUGGGGUUUGUUUGCAAAAGAACGGUAUUAAAUAGUUGUUUUGAAGCAAAAAAUGCGUUGAGUGAGCCUGGAAGCCUAGUAAGAACGUACAUUGUUUUCACGAGAUAUUUUAAUACAGACAUUAUUUUGAUCUAAAACAAGCGUCUUCGUAUACGAGCAAUUGCUCUUCAUUCGGUGCACAA
Mya arenaria is the source of this 2879-nucleotide messenger RNA. RefSeq lists its product as uncharacterized. Bases 340 to 2247 code for a protein of 635 amino acids. The record is from RefSeq and is a predicted model, not a curated record. The transcript is spliced from 13 exons. Lineage: Eukaryota; Metazoa; Mollusca; Bivalvia; Myida; Myidae.